UUUUCUAAUAUGAUAGACGAAAAAGGAACAACCGUUUCCAAAGCUCUUGUGCAAUCAUUUCAUCCAGAACCUGUGCACAUAAAACACAUUGAUUCUUUGAACAAAAUUGAAAAUGGAACAACACACAAAAAGAUGGACGAAUACAUGGAAGUCGACUGUGAUGACGACACAGCCACCAUCGCCUCGGAGGAUCCCGUUGAAAGUAGGAACAAUGAUUUUGAUGAAAUCUUUAAUGGAGAAUUGUCAGAUGUUGAUAGUUAUUGUCCGGGAUGCGAGGAAAUAGAUCGUGAAGACUUGUUAUCAUCUGCAUCCAUCCCUUUAGUUGACGUCAGUCACCUUGUUGGUUUUACUAAGCUAAAUAAAAAGAUCAUAGAGUCUCUGAUUUACAAGUUGAAGGAGUACAAGCUCUACGAGACGAUGGCAAUUCUUAUUAAAAGUGGUAAAUUAAAGAUCAAGCCGGAAGAGAUACCAAGAAGAGUUUUGGAGAUAAUCAAACGGGAAGAUAUCAAAGAUUUAAAAGAAGUUAAGGAAGUGUUUCAUAAAGAAGUGGAAAGGAUACGAAGACUGGCUGAAGAUAAAUAA
Molecule: messenger RNA, 582 nt
Organism: Acaulospora morrowiae
Lineage: Eukaryota; Fungi; Glomeromycota; Glomeromycetes; Diversisporales; Acaulosporaceae
Source: the annotation of a GenBank genome assembly